CGGCACCGUGGAAACAGCCAUGCUUGUGUUUUUGUUAUUGUUGUUAAACGCUUGCGGCCUCGCUGCGGACGGGUAGCCGUUUUAGGGGGAAAACGGAGCCGCUGGAGCCGCGGAACGGGUUUAUUACACCGGACAGCUGAGGAGAAUCAGCGCGGAGGAGCUGAGAGUGAAUAAGGUGCUGCACAGGUGUGGUGUAUCAGGUCAUGGAGAAGACGUGGAAGGUGGAGUUUCGGAACGUGGGGAGCAGCUACUUCCCUCAGAGCCGAGUGGAGUGCCACUACAGCAUCAGCUCUCAGCACAGCUGGGCCAGCAACGACUGGAUCGGCCUGUUUAAGGUGGGCUGGUCUUCAGUGAAAGACUACCAUACGUUCGUGUGGGCUCUGGCUCCGCCCAGCUACAGAGAGGGGAACGAUGCCCACUGCUGCGUUCACUUCCAAGCCGGUUACCUGCCCGGCGCGAGUGCUGAGCAGUAUCAGUUUGUGUAUGUUGAUGGGAAAGGUGAGGUGUGUUCACAGAGCGCUGCCUUCACCUUCUCUGCUCCUAAACCUCUGGAGGAGCUGGUUACUCUGGAGGAGGGGGAGCCGGGUCAUGAGGAGGGGGAGGACAUGCUGAUGGUCAUCCCCAGAGCUGAGCUUCUGCAGGGUCGACUGCAGGAGUGUCUAAAGGAGAGGGCGGAGCUUCUUCAGGCUCUGGAAGCUGCUGAGAGGAGUCGAGAGGGUGAGCAGGAGAGCGUGAGGAGGAGCAGGGAGGUCUGGGAGAAGCAGCAGGAGGAGCUGGAGAGAGAGAUCUCCGAGCUUCAGGAGGAGCUCAGACACAGCAGAGAGCAGAGGGAGGAGCUGAAGAAGAAGCAGGAGGAGCUGGAGUGUGUGAUUGUGAGUGUAAAGGAGGAGAAUCAGGCUCUGAUGGAGAAGAGAGCUCGUGGAGAGGAGAGAAUCAGUCAGCUGGAGGAGGACAUCAGGCUUCUGACUCAGAGAGGCCUGGAAAGAGAGACGGACCUGGAGAGGAUGAAAGAGAGAGCUAAGAAGGUCGCAGCUCAGAAGAAGGAAGAAGAGAAUGAACGAAAGAACCUUAAGGUAAAGUUGGAGCAGACGGAGAAGGAGCUCCACAGUCUCUCCACAGAGUUCCAGAGUCUGAGAAGCUCUCUGGCUCAGAGAGACACUCACGCCCUGCAGCUCCGAGACACCAUCACCACCCUCACUCACAAACUCAACAACGCCCACAGGAAGGAGGCGGCGAUCGAGGCGGCUCUGGCGGAUCUGCGGGGGGUUCAGGAGCGUCUGGGUGGGAGUGAGCGCUGUGUGGAGACUCUGAGGGGGGAGCUGAGAGACAUGGCGGCUCAGAGAGACGCCGCCCAGGCCGAGCUUCACCAGGCCAGGCUUCAGGCGGCUCAGCUCACCCUGCAGCUCGCCGACUCCAGCCUCGCCCUGCGGGAGGGGCGCGCCAGCUGGGCUCAGGAGAGAGAGAGCCUGCAGCACAGCGCCGAGAUGGACAGGAUGCGCUUGGAAAUGCUGAACGAUGAGAUCCAGCAGAAGGAGGAGCUUCUGCAGGAGGAAAGAAUGGAGAGAGAGAAGGCGGAGGUGGAGCUCGGGCGAGAGAAAGACUGUAAUCGGGUUCAGCUGGGUGAGACUCGGCGGGAGCUGCAGGAGCUGAAGGCGAGUCUCAGAGUGGCUCAGAAGGAAAAAGAGCAGCUGCAGACGGAGAAACAGGAGGUGAUUGAGUAUAUCCGGCAGCUGGAGCAGAGGCUGGAGGCUCUGAGUGAAUCUAAAUGGAGCGCGACGGCGUUGCUGCAGAGCAGUCGUGCAGACAGUCCUCUGUCAGACUCUGAGGAUGAGAAUCCCGAGGCUCUACAGGAAGCUCGAGCCUCCAGAGCUCUGAGUCACUACAGUCUGUGUGAUCAGCCCCAGCCCGACCUCCUCCUCCCGGCCACGCCUCCUCCCUCCCCCCGACACCUCCACACCUCCCACGGGGUCGUCAUCAGCCAGCCAGCGCCGUACUGCUGCCCACCACAGCCCAGCAGCGACUCGCACGCCGCUCACAGCUCCGAGUCGGAGGAGGAGUAUGAAGUGGCUCAUUCAGGUGGGAACAGCUCUGGAGAGGAGACAGCCCUGCUCCUGCCUGACCACACAGAUGCUGCUCUCAGUGAUCUGGUGGAGAGCCCCCUGUGGUGAGGAGUGGAAGUGCAGGAGCUGUUUCGCGUUGCACCAGGAUGAAGCGCGUGACCCUUCUGUGUACAGUAUCACACGCGCCCUCCUCAACAUACUGACAAACUAUCUGAAUAUGCAAAUCGCUUUACACUUUAUAUGCACUUUCUGUAUGCUCAAGCUACUAGCCCAGUCCGUCUCACACACACACACACACACACACACACACACACACACACACACGUCCCUGCACCAGUACCGUACACAUAGCAACAGGAGAGUUCAGAAAUCAUUCAGAGAGUGUGCGAGAGUGUGAAUAUAUGUGUGUGUGUGUGUUUAUGUGUGUAUGUGUGUGUGUGGGGGAGGGGGGGGAUUGGGGGGGGGUGCUAACCAUUGGAUCUGUGUGUUUUCCGCGUGUGUUUAGACGUGAUAAUUUAGUGCCUAGUUUUGAAUUAUGCUUUACAGCUAUUUACCCAAGUACUGAACACACUACAGCAGACUUUAGAGAGUUACUGAGUGUUUAAGAGCAGAACAGCUGCAGGCAUUUUAUAAGCUCAUUAUUUUAGGUUUAAGAGUGUUUUUAAUUUUAUUUUUACUUUUUACUUUUUACCUUAAGAUUAUGGCAUCAUAAUUACUGAAGCGUGUUGCUGCCAAGUAUAAUGAAAAUAAAAAAACAGCAUGUUAUUAUUACAUGAUCAUAUGAUCUUAUAUCAUAAUUCUAACCUAAACCUCUUGUAAUUAUGAGAUAUAAAAUUCGUCAAAUAUGUCAUAAAAAUUGCAUAUGCUGAUUGUGAUAAAAAAAAUUAAGUUAUUAUGAGAUUAUGUCAUAUAAACAACAUGUCAUGAUAAUGACAAUUUUGUGUUUCCUGUAUAAUUUUGAUGCACAUCUUAUUAAUAAGAAUAAAGUAUUUUGUUAUUCUUAAAAAAUACAUCUAACUUAUGAUAAAGAUUUGUCAUAAUGUCAUAUGUUGUAAUUAAUAAUUAUCAACAAUUUUCAAGUUAUUAUGUUUAUAAUUACCAAAUUGCAAUUUAUAUUACAUAAUAUAAUAAAAUAAGAUAUUUAAGAUCCCGUAAUAAUAUUUUUUAAAAUUAUACUUGGCAGCAUUACUUAUCUGUAUGUAAUAUUUUUAUUUUGUAGCUUUAUAAAGUUAUAAAAUAUAAAGUUAACAGCAGCCUAAACGAAUUGCAGGAGUCAGAAAGGAAGUUGCAUGAAUGUAUUAAUGAACGAAUGAAUGGAAGAUGAAGAUGAUGAUGGUAAGAAGGUAAUGAAAGGAUAAUAGAAGGAGGUAAUGAAGAGACUCACGUGGCAGUUUAGAUUCCUGAACUCUAAACGACGUUUUUUUCGCCAUAAUAAUCAGUUUAGGGUGUGAAAUAAAAAAAUGGGUCAAUGACAUGAUGUGCAUUAUAAAAUAAAAGUCCAUUAAUUUCUUUUUUUUUAAUUAUUAGAUAAAUAUGUGUAACGCACACUGAUGAGAAAAGUGAGAUGGAAAGUGGGCGGGGCUGCUUUAUCAUUGAAGCAUAUGGAAAUGGGUGGAGCUACAUACUCCAUUGACAAGGCAUUCACAGGUUCAUAUUUUGCCGACUGCAGGAAUGACGAACCUGCCUGGCUGGAUACUGUCAGUAACUAGUGGGAGGCGGCGCCCCCUUGAGGAGAAUUUUCCUGUAAAAAACAGUUCUUUGCUGCAUUUAAUUCACAACCAGACGAGACGUGUGUCGAUAAGUGAGAUACAGCAGUUGAUUGGUUUGCUUGCCCUGUUGUAACGGGUCUGUUAAGAGAUGCUGCUCUGUUUGCCUAUUGGUUCAGGUGGUGUAAAGCAGGAAUAUCUUAGAAAAUAUAGGUUUAUAAUAAUAAUAAUAAUAAUAAUAAUAAUAAUGUUUGUUUAGACAAUUAAACAAAUUGUUUAAAUUUUUUAUGAAUAUCCCCAUACAAAACUUUUACGUUUUUCAAUACUGAUAAAUAAUUAUAAAUCAUUGUGUGCAGUUUUCAUGUGUAGCUGCAACAUUUUCUCAUUUACAUUUUUUUAACUAAUUUGUACCAAUAAAGCUUUGUAGGUACAGAAUUAAUAGGAAGUAAGAAUAAGAAAAAAAUACUAAUUAUAAAUCUUUAUUUAAAAGCCAUUUUGUCAUUGACCCAUAUUCAAAAAUAUGGUUGUUUUAUUUAUUUCUAAUUAUUUUUUAUUAUUAUUAUCAAUAGGUAUAAUAUAAAACCAAACUUAAUCUUAAUCUUAAACUGAUUUGAAGUGUUAAAACCGCUGAUGAUGGAGAUCCCGUCUCCCGUCAUAUAAAGAAAUGCAUGCACAGGUUGCCAGAGUGUAAUGUACAAAUCUGAAUACGGUAACCUUUUCUUUAAUAUAUAUAUAUAUAUAUAUAUAUAUAUAUAUAUAUAUAUAUUUAUUUUAUUGAAUAAAUACUUGGAAUUCAAGGAAACAUUAAAAUCGGAAUGCCCAGCUGCUCUCACUGAGUGCCUCAAUCAGCAACAAGAAAAGGCAUCUAAUUCGUUUAAAUCAGGUUUUCCUAUUAGUGAUUUGAUGAAAUGCCACGUGGCUGCUGUGCCUCCCUUAUUUUGCCUUUUUUAGCCUUAGAAAACUGAUCUGCCGAGAGUUCGGCUCACUUUCAGAGAGUUAUUUUGGAGAAAUGUUACAGAAUCUGCGAUAAAUUAGGAUUUACUUUUGUUUUCUAGUGUUAAAAAAAGAUUAAUCAUUUUUUAGAUUAUGUGUUUUACUGGCAGAAUAAUAUAAAAUAACAUAUAUAUGACCACCUCAUUGUUUCUACAGCCGUUAUCUGCGUUCAGCUCCAGCUUGCUCUUUCAUUUUGUGGGUUUUAAGCCUUUAAAAGUCACGAAUCUCAAGCUUUUUUAUACACGACAUUUCACAAUCUGCUUUAUCUACUUUUAUUCAUACACUGGUUAUUACAUAUAUUAUUAACUGUUAAUUAAGAGUUUUUGGUUUACUCCUGUACUGUGCUAAACUGAGCAUUUCUGUUACAAUAUGUUGGAUAUUUACCGUAUUUUUCGGACUAUAAGGCGCAUUUUGUAAUUUUAAGUUGAGUAAAGCUAAGUUAUGUAAACAAAACUGUAAUUUAGAAAAAAGUGCUGGAUGUUAAUCUACACAGAUUUAUCUCCUGAAAACUGUUCAUUUUGGUGAGUAAAUCGAUUCUGUUUAUUUACAGUAGGAUUAGAUUUCUAGAUUUCCACUAAGGCUAGCUGCGGUUUGCAGCUAAUGCAAGACUACAGUCCGAUAAUACUCACCAGCAAAAGAGCUGGUGCUUAGUGUGGUUAGAGGCUAAUGCUAAUAAUGCUCCAGCAGUGCUAGCCGGGGUCAGCAGCAGGCUAUAGACCUAUAAUUCUCACCACUGAACGGCGAAAGAGCUAGCACUUAGUGUGGUUAGCGGCUAAUGCUAAUGCUGCUCCAGCAGUGCUAGCCAGGUUUAGCAGCAGUCUACAGGCUGAUAAUACUCACCUCUGAACGGCGAAAGAGCUAGCACUUAGUGUGGUUAGCAGCUAAUGCUAAUACUGCUCCAGCAGUGCUAGCCAGGUUUAGCAGCAGGUUAGAGGCCGAUAAUAAUCACCUCUGAACAGCAAAAGAGCUAGCACUUAGCAUGGUUAGCGGCUAAUGCUAAUGCUGCUCCAGUCUCGGUGCUGAAGAAACUUCAUUAAAAUUGAUGAUUUUUGGUAAAAUAAAAGGAUUUUAGCGCACCUUAUAGUCUGAAAAAUACGUUACACAACUAAGCUGGCCUACAUUCAUACCUGAUAAUAGUGUAGAACAUAAAACACUAAAUUUAAGGUUAUAUUACUUAUAUUAUGUUACAGCAGAAGAUACAGUAGAUGUUUAUACAGAAGUGUGUCUCUACAUUAGAUCAGUGUGUUAAGAGUGUGUGUUAUCGGAUCACUGAACGUGUGUAAGUUGGAUUUUAUGGACAGCAUUAUGAUUAUGAUGAUAAAAGGCACUUUAAAACAUUAAAGCGUUAAAACAUUAAAGCGUAAUGAAAUAUGUGCAUGUGUCAUCUCUCGGUGGAUUUUUACCCUUUUACCAUUGUAAAAUAACCGCUGUUCAGAUAGAUAAUCUGCUGUGCCAUCUCCAAGAAAUCCUAUAAAAUCCCAAUCCUGAGCUUUAACCCUAUCUAGAACUGUAUCUAGAACCUCUGAGAGAGCUGCGGUGGAGCUCCUCGGUUCAGGGCAGCUGUGUUUAUGGCAAUAAGUCCCUCACUCUGUUUCCAGUAAUAUCCUCUUUUGGUUUGUGUUUGCUUUCGUUUUUUUGUGCGAUUAAUCUUAUAUUCACUUAUCCAGUAUGUAUUUUCUAGACUGUGCAGUACUGUACGGGUUCGGGUGGGUUUCAGUAAUAAAAUGUCGUUAAUGUAA
Molecule: messenger RNA, 6498 nt
Organism: Astyanax mexicanus (Mexican tetra)
Lineage: Eukaryota; Metazoa; Chordata; Actinopteri; Characiformes; Acestrorhamphidae
Gene: calcoco1a
Product: calcium binding and coiled-coil domain 1a
Exons: 15
Coding region: 204-2168 (654 amino acids)
Source: RefSeq, a predicted model, not a curated record